UUUAAUCGGAAAUUCUCACACAGAUGUCAAAAUGGUCACAAUGAGGCUUGGGAGACUCUUAAAACUUCCUUUAGCUUUCUAUGUAUAGCUCACAUGCCAUUAAAUGACAUCAUUUAUGACACACUAACAAAUUACCUGCAAUCAGUAGGUAGUAUCCUAACGUUUAGCUCGCCAUUUACAAUGUGGACAAACUGCAAUCACAACAUUUUUUUAGGCCAAGGGAGGAACACACGCCCACAUGACGGUGUCUUUAGAUGUCCAACAAAAAGCAGUUAGGAGCUGUUGUGAGGCGUCACUAUGACUCACCGCAGGAACCUGCACUAACUACCAAAAGCUGGGAUAAUACGAGCUGGUAAGGACACAUUAUUUGAUUUAUAUCACUCAGUGACAAUUUAUUCCUCUGACAAAGCAAUAUUAGUUCACAAUGCCUUUCAUAUUCAACAAACUGUUUAUAUAUGCCACUUUGCUUUCAUUACUGGAAUCUGACACUUGUGGAUAUCCCAUGCGUUCCUCAAGUGAUCACGGAGACCCUUGUAAUGGGCAGGAAGCCACCUACUGCAUGAAUGGAGGGACAUGCUAUAAAAUACCUUCCAUGAAUACACUCUCCUGUGUGUGCAAUGAGAAUAACAAAGGCAGCCGAUGUGAGCAGUUCCAGCUCUUAAUCAGCUCCACUGAUGCAGGGCAGGCAGGGUUAAUUGCAGCCGUGGUCAUUGUUGCCCUAUUCGUCUUAGUGAUGCUGGCAGUUGUUAUCUACUACAUAUACAAGAUGUUGAAAGCCAAGCAGCAGAGCCAACAGAACAAUCAGCAACAAUAUUGGAGAGUAAAACCAAGAGUAUGACCUUUCUUCUCAUGCACACUUGUUUCUCUUUUGGCUGUUUGCUAUGUGGGAUGAUGACAGAAUUCUCAGAGAUGAGUGUCACAUGCAAGGUUCAAAAAUGCUAAAGAUGCCUUUAUCUAAAGCCAGGUGACCAGCUAAUUAAUUGUCUCAUGAGAAUUCUGGAGUCCAUGCCGUUUGCUACAGAAAGGUGUGAUUCAUUUACACACACAGAAACACCUACACACACACACACACACACACACACACGCACGGUGUGAAACAAGUGUGAGUGGGUGGGAAUUGAAUCACACCUUGCACUGUAGCACUGCUACCACAGCUAUGAAGUUGGCACUGGUGUUACUCAUAUUAAAUCACAUUUCAAUCUAUGUGCUUUGCCUGAAAUGUAUUUAUGAAGCAUAGUUGGACUAUGUAAAAAAAUAUAUCUAUUUUGUGAAAUAUUAUUAACACUGAACUUGAAAUAUGGAUUUACAAAAUUAUCCCUUGUAUCAGUUAUGUAAUAUGGUCAAUAUGCUAUUGGUAAAUAUUUUGUUUAAUUGUGUAAAUAUAUGCAAUGAUCCCUA
Molecule: messenger RNA, 1398 nt
Organism: Plectropomus leopardus (leopard coralgrouper)
Lineage: Eukaryota; Metazoa; Chordata; Actinopteri; Perciformes; Serranidae
Source: RefSeq, a predicted model, not a curated record